AUGGGUGUCGGCUACACAUACGUCUGUGGCGGCUACUCAAAUGCAGAGCGACUCAACGUCUUCGUUGUCUUUACCAUUCAGAAUUGUCUCAUGGGACGACUGUCCUGUCUCCCGCCAGGUAUCAGCGACCGCCGCAUAAGCCUGCUCCUGACCAUUUGGGGAACCAACUCUGUCACGAUCGCAAGCGCCUGCCCCCCUCAAUGACCAGCGCCGCCGACAGAAAAAAACAAAUACUACGAGGACUGUACCGAAGGCAGACAACCUGAUCGUCCUUAGCGAGUCCAGUUCCCGUGUUGAGACAGCAAUGCCGUCUGGAGGGAAUACUGAGUCUCCAUGGCAUAACCGGCUGCAACUAGAACGGCUUUCUUACGCUAUGUACCCGAGUAGAAUACCGGCUCCUGUUAGUCAGCACUUUCUUCCGCUUUCUGAUGCGGAAAAUGUCGACCUAGAUGCACCUCCGAUGGCGGCGCUGACAUCUGCUGGACUAUGUUCUCGUGCGGAACGACAUCAAUACGACGUGUUGGCGACGAAUGCCAUUAGCGACGCCGACGGCUAGGCUGUCCACCGUCACUUAAUCUCUUAUAUGAGGCUCCGUCUGCAGCCGCAUAGGAGACCGUGGAAAAAGCGACCACAAGACAAGCUGAGUACUGCUCUGACAAAUCUGUCCGCUUGCCGCUUUUAUUUCAGCAAUUAACUGACCAAUCAGUUUGAAUAUUAACAAACUCCAGAUGAAGACGCUACUGCGGAGAAUCGUAGUUUCAGCUGAGGAAUGCUAUCAAGUCCAGUGUCUUCAGUGUUUUCGGAUGCGCACGUCAACAGCACUAAGGCUUUUCCGAUUAAAACAAUGCUAGUAUCAACAAUCUGCUCGCCGAAAUCCACAGACUGGACAAACCUACAUUGACCUCGGACUUACGUAAGCAACUCGGUAUUCUUCAUGUGUCGCCGCCUCGUACACAGAAGGUUGCGAGAGAGGCAGGGCACCUGGAUGACUAGAAAGGCCAAAGCAAUACAGGGGCAUACGGACCGAAAUGAAAAAAACUUCUUCCCGUCAAUCAAGGCGGUCUACGGCACCACGACCAAAGGAACUACGCGGCUUCUCAGCUCCGGUGGAACAACAUUAUUGACGGAGAGAUCACAGACCCUGAUGUGCUGGGCCGAGGGCGUCAAAAGUGUCUCCAGCCGCCCAUUUUACGAUCUCCGACGGCGCCAUCUACCGGCUCGUCCAAGUGGGAGCGAGCAACGACCUAGGUCUCUCGCCUUCUCUGCAAAAAAAACUAUCAAACCGGCACAUCAACACGCCGGCAGGAAAGCACCGGUAUCCAUUCCGAUCUCAGUCGAAGUUUACAAACUCAGCGUCUUCAGGUUGAUAGCCUAAAUUACAAAUGAAUUCUAGGAGAUGUGGCGGCAAAGGCGAGCUCUUCAGGAUUUCAAGGACGCGAUAAUCGUCCAUCUCCACGGACGAAAGUGUACCGUCAACUCUAUGAUACCAAUAGAGAAUUCUCGCUGCUCAGGAUUACCAGUGAGGCACUUAUUCACAUCUUCCUCAACCCCCUCAACUGUCCUUUCGAAUAGGGACCUCUCCCUGAAAGCCAGUGUGGCUUUCGCGGAACCAGCGAUCUGGUUUGCUCCUCCCUUCAGCUACAAGAGAAAUGUCAGCAAAUGUGGACUCACUUCUACAUUACCUUUUUGGAGCUGUUGAAAGCCUUUGAUACGAUAACCUGCAACGGGAGCUGGAAAACCACGCGGGAAUUCGGCCGUCCUGGGAGAUUCCCGCACACGGUGCGUCAGCACCACGGUCGGACGAUGGCGCGAGUCACACCUGUAUACGCGCCGGAUAUGCAGCAGUUAGACUCUCGGGUAACCCCUCUAGCAGAGAGGUCAGUGAGUGUAAUUUACGCCUAUCUCCUACCUGGUUCUGUUGUGCAGGAGGGACCUGCCAUGCAGCGACUUUAAUAUACGGGAGACUUAUGACAAACAAACAGCUGCGCCAGGGACAUUUGCGCUGUUCUUGUUAUUAGUACGUGACUGGCGUGCGAAGAGAAGUCGAUGUUGCUCACGUCUUUGCAUUUUAUAGCGAAAGUCUUCCCGCCUGGUCAACAAUGAACAUCUUUGACGGAUUGCAUUUGUAUUUUGGGUGGUCGAUGGGUUUUGCUUCUUGGAGUUAAAGUGGUCGCGGAAGUAUCUGAAUCCUUCUUAUUAUUAAGUAUGUUGAAAGUAAGGACAGGCCAGAGUUUCCCCAUUUUCUAGUAACAAAAUAUAACUAGACAUUAUUAUAACUGAGCAUCAGGUGGGUAGAAAAGUUCGGAGGUAACGUUGUGCCUGGCGCCAAGACUGCCCAAAUGAUAGCUUGAAACGGCUUGCAUGAACUCCACUUUCACUCCUGUCAUGACGAACCCAUCGCUAAAUUGGUCGUAGAUUUAAACGGCAGACAAUGUAUGAUAAACUAGUCGGUUUGGUUAAAUUAUAUGAUUGCCUCUUAUAAUCGUUUUAAGCAGGGAUGACCCGCUUACGCCGAUGGCAUUGGUUUGUUUUUAAAAAGCUGGCACGGCAGUUUUCAUCGAAGUCGGUUAACUUAGGGAUGUGAGUUCACAGUGCUGACAGGCGGAAAGAGGUUGAUAGAAGAAUUAGCUGCUGACUGACGCAGUGGGGGCGUUGUUUUGGUGGUGAUGGUAAUGAUGAGGUGCUGUACGGUCGUAACUUCACGUUUUUGACGAAUCACAAGCCAUUUCUGUCAAUCUUUGGAUUGAAGUAAGGAAUUCCCGUCUAUCCAGCGAACCGCCUUCAGGGAUGGACAAUCAUCAUUCUUGGCUACGAUUUCGACAUUCGCUGCUGUCGCACUACCGACUUUAGUCAGGCUGACGCCCUUACACACCUCAUCUGCAAUCAGCAGGAACCUGAGGAAGACACUGUGAUUGUCACUAUUUCGAUUGAGGACGAUGUGCGCCGUCAGCUAUCCGACGCCUUACGAGGUAUCUCUGUCACUGUCGCGGACCUCCGACGUGCUUCUCAGCAGGAUUCUGUCCUCCGUCAGGCCAUCACCUACGUGCAGACCUGUUGGCCAGUCACUGCUCUCGCUGGCGAUCUUCACCGGAUCUUCCUGCGCCGAGCUGUACUACGCCAGUUUCACGUGACACAUCCUGGUACAAGUCAAAUGUAG
This is a messenger RNA of Spirometra erinaceieuropaei, 3157 nucleotides long. NCBI's taxonomy places the organism in Eukaryota, Metazoa, Platyhelminthes, Cestoda, Diphyllobothriidea, Diphyllobothriidae. The record is from the annotation of a GenBank genome assembly.